AUGUCUACUGCUCAAGGAGAACAACAAUAUCGAGGUCGUAGCUCAUCUGAAAAGGUAAAUGAAGCUCUAUGGGGAGAUCCCACUGAAAAGAAGAAGUUCAUACCUUUAUUACCUACCAAGAUUACAGGUGCACUUACCAAAGAACAGAUGUCCAUUUAUCAAGUAAUGUUUAGGAUCCAAGAAAUAACACUGAAAUUGAGAAGUGGUGCCGCACUGGAACCUCCAAAGAGGAAAAAUAGAUCUCCUUCCCCACCUCCAUCUUACGAUGCUCAAGGGAAAAGAAUCAAUACUAGUGAACAAAGAUAUAGAAGAAAAUUAGAAGAAGAAAGACAUAGGUUGGUUGAAAUUGCUAAUCGUACAAUACCAUUUUUCGUUCCACCAAGUGAUUAUGUAAAAAUUACAAGGUUUCAAGAUAAGUAUUACAUUCCUGUAGAACAAUAUCCUAAUGUAAAUUUUGUUGGGUUACUAUUAGGUCCUCGUGGAAAUACUUUGAAGAAGUUACAAGAGGAUUCCGGUUGUAAAAUUUCCAUUAGAGGGCGUGGGUCUGUGAAGGAAGGUAAAAGUUCCACAGAUCUACCAAAGGGUGCUAAUGAUAUGUCUGAUCCUUUACAUUGUGUUAUCAUAGCUGAUACUGAGGAGAAAAUACAGAAAGGUAUUAAAUGCUGUCAAAAUGUCGUUAUUAAAGCAGUCACCUCACCAGAAGGUCAAAAUGAUUUGAAAAGAGGACAACUAAGAGAACUAGCAGAAUUGAACGGUACAUUAAGGGAGGAUAAUCGACCUUGUCCUAUUUGUGGUCUUCAAGGUCAUAAGAGAUAUGAUUGUCCAAACAAGGAAACUUUUGCGCAAAUGGUUACAUGUCGUAGAUGUGGACAAACAGGCCAUACUACUCGAGAUUGUAAAAUCUCUUUGCCUCCUAGACCGUCUCCUUCUCAAACAGAGCUGUCAUAUGCUUCCAAUACUACUGGCCGUUUUAGAACUUCAAAUGAAGGGAGAAAUGACGGGAGAAAUGACUUUGAGCCUUUUAAGAGAAGGCAUAUCGAAUCAAGAUAUCAAGCGGGAGCAACCACGACUGGGCAACCUCGUUCUAGAUACAGUGGUGACAACAAUAACAAUCAGGAAGAUAAUUUUCAAAGAGGACCAGGAUCAUACCAACAGAGACCAAUGUCACAAUCGAGAUAUCAUAAUAAUAAUAAUCCUACACAAAACAUAGGAAGAUUUUCAACUCCAUCACAGCAAUAUGCUCCUCAAAGGACGCCUGAACCAGCAUUACCUCCAGGUAUCGAUUAUAGUAAUAAUGGAAGUAACAGUUUGCCAAUAAAAAACUUUCCAUCAGAAACACCGUCCAUACCACUUCCAAGCAAUUCUUUGAUAGCAUCGAAUAUUUUACCACCUGGUGUUCAUACAGCAGGUCCCCUUCCCUCACAACCGCCUCCAUCUGGACUACCGUCUGUACCAGGAUUAAGUCCAGGUUUAUAUGGCCCGCCACCAGGGCUUCCGGAUUAUUCACAAUCCAAUUCAGAUUCACCUUUUCCAUCAGAAGCGCCACCAGGAAUUGGAGGCCCACCUGGUCUAUAA
Molecule: messenger RNA, 1575 nt
Organism: Naumovozyma dairenensis CBS 421
Lineage: Eukaryota; Fungi; Ascomycota; Saccharomycetes; Saccharomycetales; Saccharomycetaceae
Gene: MSL5
Product: mRNA splicing protein MSL5
Exons: 1
Coding region: 1-1575 (524 amino acids)
Biological process (GO): regulation of mRNA splicing, via spliceosome
Cellular component (GO): nucleus
Molecular function (GO): mRNA binding; zinc ion binding
Source: RefSeq, a predicted model, not a curated record